Messenger RNA from Mugil cephalus (flathead mullet), 2387 nucleotides. RefSeq names its product coronin 6 (gene coro6). NCBI's taxonomy places the organism in Eukaryota, Metazoa, Chordata, Actinopteri, Mugiliformes, Mugilidae. Gene Ontology annotation, molecular function: actin filament binding. The record is from RefSeq and is a predicted model, not a curated record. The transcript is spliced from 11 exons. Gene Ontology annotation, biological process: actin filament organization; cell migration. Bases 223 to 1632 code for a protein of 469 amino acids.
CCUCCUUUCUCCUGCUCGGCCCCGGUACUCUCCCCUCUCUCUUUCCCGGCCGGGGAGCGUCACGUAGUUCUCCAGUGCGUCUCCUCAGCAGGUCCGCAUAGACUCCAGGACGCCGGGUCGCAGGGAAUAAUUCAAAGGAAUAGGAGCCGCAGAAGGAGGAGGCAGACGACAGAAAACCGUGAGAGUUGUCCAGGGAAGAGGGGUCUCCCCAAAACCUGAGCCAUGAGUCGCAGCAUCGUGCGGCAGAGCAAGUUCCGCCACGUCUUCGGUCAAGCGGUCAAGGCCGAGCAGGGUUACGAUGACAUUCGUGUUUCCAAGGUGACGUGGGACAGCUCCUUCUGCGCCGUCAACCCAAAGUUCCUGGCGGUCAUCAUCGAGUCCAGCGGAGGAGGAGCCUUUCUGGUGCUGCCCCUCUCUAAGACAGGUCGUGUGGAUAAGAACUAUCCGCUGGUGGUCGGUCACUCUGGACCCGUCCUCGACAUCGACUGGUGCCCUCAUGACGACAACAUCCUGGCCAGCUGCUCGGAGGACUGCACCGCGAUGGUGUGGCAGAUCCCAGAUCACGCACUGACCCGCCCCUUGACUGACCCUGUGGUGGUUUUGGAGGGUCACUCCAAACGCGUCGGCAUUGUCAGCUGGCACCCCACCGCACGCAACAUACUACUCACUGCGGGCAGUGAUAACCUGAUAAUUGUCUGGAACGUGGGGACAGGCGAGCCCAUCAUCUCCAUGGACGACCACCCAGACCUCAUCUACAGCAUCAGCUGGAACCGAAACGGCAGCUUGUUUUGCACCACCUGUAAGGACCGACGUCUGCGUGUCUGCGACCCCCGCAAGAGGGAGGUAGUGGCGGAACGUCUGGCUCCACAUGAAGGGAUCCGACCAAUGAGGGCCAUCUUUACCAGAGAUGGAAACAUCUUCACCACAGGAUUCACCAGGAUGAGCCAGAGAGAGCUCGGCCUCUGGGACCCGACAAAUUUCGAGGAGCCUAUCGCAGUUUUGGAGCUGGACACAAGUAACGGCGUGUUGUUACCAUAUUAUGAUGCGGACACAAACAUGGUCUACCUCUGUGGAAAGGGGGACAGCAGUAUCCGCUACUUUGAGAUCACGGAGGAGCCGCCGUACGUUCACUAUGUCAACACCUUCAGCUGUAAGGAGCCCCAGAGGGGGAUGGGCUUCAUGCCCAAGAGAGGUGUGGACGUCACCAAAUGUGAGAUCGCCAGGUUAUACAAGCUGCAUGACAAGAAGUGUGAACCCAUCACAAUGACAGUGCCCAGAAAAUCGGACCUCUUCCAGGAUGACCUGUACCCAGACACAGCAGGGCCCGACCCCGCCAUGGAGCCUGAAGAGUGGCUGGAUGGGCGCGAUGAAGAUCCCAUUCUGGUGUCCAUGAGAGACGGCUACGUGCCGCCUAAGAGCCGAGAACUCAAAGUGGCGAGGAAGAAUGUGCUGGACUCCAGACCCACCACCAGACGCAGCAUGUCCACUUUGGAGACCAACAGCCUGCCGCCUCAGUUGCUUGAGAGGUUGUUGGAGGAGAUUCAGAAUCUGAAGGCCACAGUUUUGUCUCAGGAGAAGAGAAUCUGUGACCUGGAGAAUAAGCUUUCCCAGUACACCAAUGGCACUGCCUGAUGUGCAUGUAAACACAUCUUCUGAAGAACUGGUCUGAAUUUCAGAAUUACUGUUAUUAUAGAAACACAUUUCCCUUGCAUAGACAAGGAAUCACUGUAUACUCUAAUGACGCUGCCCCUUUAAAAGGUACCUUUGUGUAAGAAUGUGGACAAUUGAUGGUCCGGUGAAUUUGAGCAAAUAUCAAAUGUUUUGUGGUUGAUUCUACAAAAUACCCUAUCUCAGUUCUAACACAAUGUACAUUUAAUGCAUUAUAGUUUAUUAUAGUUACAUCUUAAUGGUGUUUUCAAAAGAGUGCUGCUGGCUGUAGGUUUGAGGGACACGUGCAAGUUGGGUUAAAGGUCUGAAGAAUGUCGACAAUGUUGUCGCUAUUUGUAAAUGACACUUGCAGAAAAAGAAACAAACGUCAAGAGACUUUCAGCGUGGAAUGCAACUUUUCUUAAUUUUAUUUUAGCGAAGUGCAUCCACAAACACACCUGUACUGUCACUAAACACUCGCAUCACCUUAAAACAUACACACCACGCGUGGACACAUUUCAACACUUGUAGCCGACUCGCCCUCUGUAUUGGACGACCAGUUCGCUAGGAUACAUCUUUUCAAAAUAAAUAAAACUUUUCAAAAUGUAAAUAGCGAUAAAGGAAUACAGGAGGGGCAAAUAAAUGUAGCAAAAUGUGAAAAGCAAGCCGUUUUGUGUUGGAUGUCGAGGAUUAUACAUUAGACACAUUAUGACAACAAUAAAGACAGUGUUUUUUAAAAA